Molecule: messenger RNA, 513 nt
Organism: Dentiscutata erythropus
Lineage: Eukaryota; Fungi; Glomeromycota; Glomeromycetes; Diversisporales; Gigasporaceae
Source: the annotation of a GenBank genome assembly
AUGACACUCUUUUCGUUUUCAGUAUUCGCGUAUCAAUUGGUCUUAUCGAAUAAAAAUGGGUCAUUACCAGGGGAUGUCAAAAGUCCAUGUGUUGAGUGUCCGCAUCCACCAACAGAGUGCGAUUUACCGUGUAACAGUAUUAAGAAAAGAAGCUCUGUCUGUAUUAUAACUCAACGAACUUGUACUAAAUGUCCAAAGAAAACUUGUAAACCCGCUAAUGAUCCAGGCAAGUUUUCCAUUUUCAUUUGUGUAAAUUGUUUCACGUAUCCGAUAUGUUCGCCAUGUGCAAAAGAUGAACGAUGUUGGAUCGAUAAGCCGAAUUGUUAUAACUGUGGGUCAUCUCAUUGUAUUAAACCACCUUUAAAAACUCCAAAACCUUCAAAAUGUCCAAAAGAUUAUAAACGUUUAGAAAUUCCUCGAUCAUGUUUUAUUUGUGCUCAGGUUGUUUGUGUGCCUAAACAUUAUUAUCUGCCCGAUAAACCUCAUUCAUUUAAAGAUAGUGAUUUUCCGUGA